This is a messenger RNA of Suillus subalutaceus, 1254 nucleotides long. RefSeq lists its product as uncharacterized. Lineage: Eukaryota; Fungi; Basidiomycota; Agaricomycetes; Boletales; Suillaceae. The annotation marks the transcript as partial. The transcript has 6 exons. The record is from RefSeq and is a predicted model, not a curated record.
AUGUCUCGCGUGAACGCUGCAGAGCCAACCAAGGGUGGGAAGAGCAGAGCAGGAAGAGUACUAUUGGCGCAUCCAAUCACAUCGUUUUUAAUCCCUACGGUCAACGCAGAGUGCGUCAUCGACAAGACAGCAGCUGGGACAACAUACCGCCCCCCAGAAAAGAUCAAUCUCGUCGACAGCAAGACCAAGGAGAGCGUCCAAACCUGUCGGGUGCCCGUUAUGGAGGGCAAGCAUCUGAUAGGGUACAUCCCACUCCCCAUGCGAUACCAGCAAGUAUGGCUGGACUUAUCAUACUGCAUAAUCCUCUACACCCAGAUGUGGAGGAUGUGGGCUGGGGAGGAGCCACAAAACAAUGAGGUCGCGAUGCUUCGUCGGAACUGCGGGGCAAUGGUCGCACAACACACACUUGCAAGACUGCUGGCGGUCGACGAAAUGAGAGAGUUCGCAUUCUCGAUGAGUGGAAAAUUCGCUGGUACCGUGAUUGGUUCAACACCACAUACGACAAAGUCGUCGGCACAGGAGCCAGAUGGAAAUGCAGAGGGGGGUUGGAACAUGGACAAAGAGGGCAAGACCUUGUUGUCUCCCCCCGAUGACCUGGAGGAAUGGUUUGAAGGCGAGAUCAAGGGGCUCGACGAGGUAUUUGAAAGAACGCUGAAGCGCGAUGCACUCGCAGCCUGGAGAAAACCCGACUGUUACUUUCAGACUCAGUAUGAUGAUCACGCGAGGUUACCGGAAAGAUGGCAUGAGGGUCACAAACCUGCGCCGUAUUUCUGGAGUGAAAAACAGUGGAAUUGGGUCGCAAAAGGCAACUCGUUUUGGGAGAUGCCUAUGGACUUAUUAUUCUAUGUCCUCAGAGAAAAUCCGCCAUACUCGCACUUUUGGCAGUUCAUGCAAGACCUGAACUCUCUCCUCACCAUCGUCGCAGCUGUUCCCAUACCCGAACGUAAGCAGGUCUGGGUGCUCGCAAAGCAGCUUUGGAUGGGAGAGAUGACCUGGAGGGAGUUUAGCGACCACAUGAUGCAAAUCCACCUGCGGGAAGUCAAGGAUGCCACGGCCAAGACUUCUGAAAAAAAAGACCCGAAAAACGUGUUUGAUACACUGGAGGCUAGGAUGGUCCUGGAAGGAUACGUUCGCAGACACAAAGCAGACAAGGAUCAAAAACCCUGGGAUGAGAAAGAUGACAUUCUAUGGCAGGCGUUGAGCAGAGUCGCCGCGAAGAAGUACGAGGCCGGCUGGAAAUGGAUCGUCUCACAG